Molecule: messenger RNA, 1890 nt
Organism: Iphiclides podalirius (scarce swallowtail)
Lineage: Eukaryota; Metazoa; Arthropoda; Insecta; Lepidoptera; Papilionidae
Source: the annotation of a GenBank genome assembly
AUGGCAGCCAAACAAAAAAAUAUUUUUACACGUAGUAAACCACUUAUCGAUAUAUACAGUGGUGUAGAUCACGAAGGAAAAAAAGUUGAAGUUCGCGAAGAUGCGGAGCAAAUAGUAAAAUGGCAUGAAAUAUGUGACGCGCUGGUCGCUGCCGGUUAUUACCGAGCACAGUUGCAAGGCCUCUCUGCAUUUGAUAAAAUUGUGGGAGGUCUCUCCUGGUGUAUUGAGCUUUGUGACAUUGAUGUUGAUAUAAGUCUUCUUUUUGAAGAAAACCUGACAAUUGGGAAAAAGAUUGCUUUAACUGAAAAAAUUGUCAAAAUAUUGCCAACAAUGAAGUGCCCUUUUAUGAUAGAGCCUCAUCAAAUACAAGGCUUAGAUUUUAUAAAUAUUUAUCCGUUAAUUCAAUGGCUUAUUAAAUAUUCAAGUGAAUUUAGAGAAGUGAAAGAAGAUGAAUUAAGAAAAUUUGCUGUGUUGCAAUAUGACAAAGAUUAUAUAUUUGAAUGUGAUAGAUCCUAUUAUAUACAAAAGGAAAAACUGUUACGAAAUCUUUCUAUUGUACAAAAUCUGUACAAGCCAUGCAGGGUAAGGAAAAGGAAAGGUGGAUUUCCUACAAAUGAAUUAGAACAAGUAAACACUGUACUUUCCGAAUAUGAUCAGCGGAUGUUGAUGCAUGUCACAAGUAAUAAUGAAUCCAAAAAAGAUGAGGAUCUAGAUUUCUUAUAUGACUAUGAGAAAACCUUAGCCGAUCCUUCAGAAGUCACUACUACAACCGACAGUGCAAGCAUUCAAGAAAAUAAUAGUGAACCCCGUGAUAUAAAGAUGCACUAUGCAGUAUUACAUUCUGAAAUAACUGGAGACAUUCCAAAGGAGCUUGAAGACAGUGAAAAAUUGAAAUAUUCUGAUGACAUUACCAAGCUUACUAAAACAAUAGAAACAAUGGAGAAAGAAGUGGAAAUGUUAAAAAAGGUUCAUGAGAGUAGAAUGCAUGAUGCAAAGGAUAAAUAUUCAAACACAAUAAGCAAGCUACAAUUAAUAACUCAAAAACUAACAAAUUCAGAUAACUUUGGUGACAAAAAUGCCAAGGAUUUCUUUUCAUCCUUAAAGGAAUUGGCUAAGGAAAGGAAUGAACUGUUAAAAAUUAUUCAACACAGAGAAAUGGAGCAUAAAAAAUUAGAAGAGGAAUUAAGAAAUGCACAAGACUCAAAUAUAGAAGUAGAAGAGCAACCCUUAACAGAAACAGAAUCAAAAGAAUUUCAAGAAAGGGAGAGAAAGUUAAAAUCAUUCAUUACUAGUACAAGACUGGAGCUUGGCAAAUUAAAUAGACAAAUUAUGAGGUAUUCAGUUGCAAUUGAUGAAAUACCUGGUACAGCAGAAUUGUUGCAGUAUGAGAAAAGAUUUGUGGAACUGUAUAAUCAAGGUCUGCACAACACCAACAAAGAUUUCGACGCGAAAGUGUUGGCUUGGGCUGUCAUUCAGCAUGAGUUUAGCAUUCCGAUUCGAGGGUGCCCGAGAGGGCCGGACCUCGGCUCGAUCGUUGCUUCAAAACAUAAGGAAACUAAGCAGUAUUUUAUAUUUUAUAACACCCUUUAUGAAGUUAAACUUUAUACAUCAAAAGAACUUAGUCUACUUAAUUCCAUAUUGGAUAACUAUGAAGAGGCCAUGUCUUCUACAAGAAAAAGAGAAGAAUUUAUGACCCAGUUCGAAUCAAUAGUUGAUUGGGUGAAUCAAACUGUGAGAAAAGUGGAAGAAAAGUUUAAUACUGAAAAGGAGCAAAAAGCCACCCUGCAUGCUGAGUAUACACGGCUUAUUGAAGUUCAAAGACAGUAUGCAGCAGCCUUGAAAAAGUUGGCUGCAGAAAGACAUAAGAUCACCAGGGAGAUUAGAGUGUUU